CGCCCUCGUAGCUGGGCCGGUUGGUGGCGUCAGUGGCAUAUCCUGGCGAGGUCCCGAGCGCCACCCGCCCGACUCAGCGCACUGUUGGAGCACGGCUCGAUCGAAGCCCCGCGUCGCACCAUCGUCGCCAGGGCCUACAGGAACUACGAGAGCAAGCUCGUGCUCAUGAACUCGCUGCGAGAACAGAUG
Prorocentrum cordatum is the source of this 189-nucleotide messenger RNA. NCBI's taxonomy places the organism in Eukaryota, Dinophyceae, Prorocentrales, Prorocentraceae. The record is from the annotation of a GenBank genome assembly.